UGUGGUAUUGUGUACAACAGGUUCGACAUCUGGGGACAAGGCACUAUGGUCACAGUCACAUCAGAGAAAGAAUCAGCUGGCACCCUGCAUCUCUUGUUUCCAUGCUGUGACAUAGUCAGAGGCCAUCUACCUUUCACCAUUGGCUGCCUUCUCACAGAUGCCAUACCGAUAGAUAAGAAGGUUAUAAAAUGGAAUGACGUGGAGAACAAUAAGGCCAGACAGCUGACAACAAUAGGCAAGGACAUCUCUGCAGUGACCAGCUUCAUGACCAUUAGCUCCUCAGAUUGGAAAAAUAAUAAAUUCACCUGCUCCAUUGGUGACAUGAAAAAGAAUCUGAUUGAAGUCUGCACAGAGGUAAAGGUUUCACAGCCCGACACAGAGAUCUAUCUGGCUUCCUAUGAGAAUUCUAAGCAGUUGAGCAUUGUGCCUAUAGUUUGUCUUGUAUCCAGUUUUUACCCCAAUGACACUACUGUUGUUUGGCUUAAGAAUGGACUACACCAUACUAACAGUAACUUCAAUACCUGGAAAGGUGAAGAUGGUCUUUUCUUUGGAAAAAGUACACUGAAUAUCAGCAGAGAGAGCUGGUUGAAUAACGAUGAGUACACUUGUAAGGUGACCCUGGAAAAACUAAGCCACAUGAAAAACAUUAGCAAAUGCUCAGCUUGUCAAGACAGCUUUGUGACACCAGUCGUGGACCUGCAACUACCUAGCAAUGAAGAUCUGUUGUAUAACAAUGGCACAAUUAUUUGCUCCUUUUUGGGUAUCAAUUUGGAUUCCAGUCAAAUGUUUUUAAAAUUUGAUAGUAAAAUCACCCAGAAGACAGGCACACCUACCAAAGAGGGAAAUACUGUAAGACUGGCAUACAAGGUUAGCCGUGAAGAAUGGAAAACAAUAAAGCAAGUAUCUUGUGGAAUGAAACAGCCCUGCUCUCUCUCAGAUCUAGAGAAAGUAAUUAAUGUUGAUGCAGCGGUCAAAGAACCAAAGCAACCCAGUGUGCAGCUUCUGGCAGCUUCUUGUUAUGAUAAUAUGGCACAAAGCCCAGUGCUGUUGCUGUGCAUAAUCUCUGACUUCUGGCCCCAAGAUGCAUCUGUUAUCUGGUUAAAGAAUGGAAACCCCCAUAAAGACAGAGGCACUCCUCUAAUCCCAAUGAAGGACGGAACUGGAAUGUACUCAGGAAAUAGUAUGCUAAAUGUAACCAGAGACAGCUGGAAUACGGAGGACACAUAUACAUGCCAAGUGACGCACUACAACAAGAACAUCCAGCAAGAGAAGAUUUGUAAAAGUAAAGUGCCUGAUGGUGACAUAUUGAAGCCAUCCUUCAAGGACCUUUUUCAUUAUAAGAAUGCCACAGUUUCCUGUAAAAUUAAUGUUGACGACACUAAAAUGCAAUUACUAAUGAAUGGACUACCAAAGAAAAGCACACAGGCACAAAUCAAACAUAACAACGUGACAUGGAAACAGAUCACAGCACAAGUCACCCUGGAAGAGUGGAACACCACUACAAACGUCUCCUGCAUAUUACAACCGCCACAGGCAGCCCUUCAAAGAAAGCUGAGCAUUAUACGGAUAAACAAAGCAGAGGAGAUGAAGGUGCCAGUGGUAUAUUUACUGCCUCCUGCCCAUGAGAGCGUGAUUAUGGAGGAUCUCCUGACUUUGGUCUGUUUGGUGCAGGACUAUUACCCAGAAGAUCUCUUUGUGACCUGGAGUAUCAAUGACUCUCUAAACAUGCAGAAUGUUACAAGCUCCAGUUCUGCAAACUGCAACAGCAAUACAAAGCGCUGCUCCACCACCAGUCAGCUGACCGUACUGAAGAGCGAGUGGAUCAGAGGCACAAGUUACUCAUGCCUUGUAGCCCAUAUCUCUUCUGAUGAAUUUAUUAGGAGGAAAAUUAGUGCGCCACUCAACAAAUCAGAAAAUUCACUUGUGAAACCUGAACACUAUAUCCUGAAGCCGGACUUCAAGGAGCUCUUUCUUUCCAAAACUGCUACAGUCAAAUGUGCAACCAAUAUUCUCAGCAAUGACAUACGUUGGUUAAUGAAUGGAAUAGAAAUGAACACAUCAUGGCAAAUACACAAAGAACAGAUUUUGCAUAAUAAUUCAACAUGGGCUCAAAGCACAAUACAAAUCCCCUUGGAAGAGUGGAAAAACAUAUCAGAGCUGUCCUGCAAACUGAAUAAUUCACAAGAACUCCAACUCACAAAUCCAAAUGUGACAAAGCAACCAAAAAUAUAUGUACUACCACCAGCCACUGAGAGCCAGGCAGACGAGGAGCAGCUGACACUGGUUUGCUUGGUGAAAGGAUUUUACCCAGAAGACUUGUUUGUGACCUGGAAGUCCAAUGACUCCAUAAUCAAGGAGGAUGUUCCUGACCCCAAAUAUGUCCUUUGUGACCUUACGAAUCAGCUCUGCUCAUUUGUUAGUCAGGUGUCCAUCCCAAAAGAACAAUGGCUUGGAGGAAUGGGCUAUGAGUGCCGGGUGGCUCAUAUUUCCUCCAAAGACUACUUCAGUAAACACAUCAGCAAACAUAAUGUGCCUGAUGGCGACAUAUUGAAGCCAUCCUUCAAGGACCUUUUUCAUUAUAAGAAUGCCACAGUUUCCUGUAAAAUUAAUGUUGACGACACUAAAAUGCAAUUACUAAUGAAUGGACUACCAAAGAAAAGCACACAGGCACAAAUCAAACAUAACAACGUGACAUGGAAACAGAUCACAGCACAAGUCACCCUGGAAGAGUGGAACACCACUACAAACGUCUCCUGCAUAUUACAACCGCCACAGGCAGCCCUUCAGAAAAAGCUGAGCAUUAUACGGAUAAACAAAGCAGAGGAGAUGAAGGUGCCAGUGGUAUAUUUACUGCCUCCUGCCCAUGAGAGCGUGAUUAUGGAGGAUCUCCUGACUUUGGUCUGUUUGGUGCAGGACUAUUACCCAGAAGAUCUCUUUGUGACCUGGAGUAUCAAUGACUCUCUAAACAUGCAGAAUGUUACAAGCUCCAGUUCUGCAAACUGCAACAGCAAUACAAAGCGCUGCUCCACCACCAGUCAGCUGACCGUACUGAAGAGCGAGUGGAUCAGAGGCACAAGUUACUCAUGCCUUGUAGCCCAUAUCUCUUCUGAUGAAUUUAUUAGGAGGAAAAUCAGUGCGCCACUCAACAAAUCAGAAAAUUCACUUGUGAAACCUGAACACUAUAUCCUGAAGCCGGACUUCAAGGAGCUCUUUCUUUCCAAAACUGCUACAGUCAAAUGUGCAACCAAUAUUCUCAGCAAUGACAUACGUUGGUUAAUGAAUGGAAUAGAAAUGAACACAUCAUGGCAAAUACACAAAGAACAGAUUUUGCAUAAUAAUUCAACAUGGGCUCAAAGCACAAUACAAAUCCCCUUGGAAGAGUGGAAAAACAUAUCAGAGCUGUCCUGCAAACUGAAUAAUUCACAAGAACUCCAACUCACAAAUCCAAAUGUGACAAAGCAACCAAAAAUAUAUGUACUACCACCAGCCACUGAGAGCCAGGCAGACGAGGAGCAGCUGACACUGGUUUGCUUGGUGAAAGGAUUUUACCCAGAAGACUUGUUUGUGACCUGGAAGUCCAAUGACUCCAUAAUCAAGGAGGAUGUUCCUGACCCAAAAUAUGUCCUUUGUGACCUUACGAAUCAGCUCUGCUCAUUUGUUAGUCAGGUGUCCAUCCCAAAAGAACAAUGGCUUGGAGGAAUAGGCUAUGAGUGCCGGGUGGCUCAUAUUUCCUCCAAAGACUACUUCAGUAAACACAUCAGCAAACAUAAUGUGCCUGAUGGCGACAUAUUGAAGCCAUCCUUCAAGGACCUUUUUCAUUAUAAGAAUGCCACAGUUUCCUGUAAAAUUAAUGUUGACGACACUAAAAUGCAAUUACUAAUGAAUGGACUACCAAAGAAAAGCACACGGGCACAAAUCAAACAUAACAACGUGACAUGGAAACAGAUCACAGCACAAGUCACCCUGGAAGAGUGGAACACCACUACAAACGUCUCCUGCAUAUUACAACCGCCACAGGCAGCCCUUCAAAGAAAGCUGAGCAUUAUACGGAUAAACAAAGCAGAGGAGAUGAAGGUGCCAGUGGUAUAUUUACUGCCUCCUGCCCAUGAGAGCGUGAUUAUGGAGGAUCUCCUGACUUUGGUCUGUUUGGUGCAGGACUAUUACCCAGAAGAUCUCUUUGUGACCUGGAGUAUCAAUGACUCUCUAAACAUGCAGAAUGUUACAAGCUCCAGUUCUGCAAACUGCAACAGCAAUACAAAGCGCUGCUCCACCACCAGUCAGCUGACCGUACUGAAGAGCGAGUGGAUCAGAGGCACAAGUUACUCAUGCCUUGUAGCCCAUAUCUCUUCUGAUGAAUUUAUUAGGAGGAAAAUUAGUGCGCCACUCAACAAAUCAGAAAAUUCACUUGUGAAACCUGAAAACUAUAUCCUGAAGCCGGACUUCAAGGAGCUCUUUCUUUCCAAAACUGCUACAGUCAAAUGUGCAACCAAUAUUCUCAGCAAUGACAUACGUUGGUUAAUGAAUGGAAUAGAAAUGAACACAUCAUGGCAAAUACACAAAGAACAGAUUUUGCAUAAGAAUUCAACAUGGGCUCAAAGCACAAUACAAAUCCCCUUGGAAGAGUGGAAAAACAUAUCAGAGCUGUCCUGCAAACUGAAUAAUUCACAAGAACUCCAACUCACAAAUCCAAAUGUGACAAAGCAACCAAAAAUAUAUGUACUACCACCAACCACUGAGAGCCAGGCAGACGAGGAGCAGCUGACACUGGUUUGCUUGGUGAAAGGAUUUUACCCAGAAGACUUGUUUGUGACCUGGAAGUCCAAUGACACCAUAAUCAAUGAGAAUGUUCCGGACCCCAAAUAUGUCCUUUGUGACCUUAAGAAUCAGCUCUGCUCAUUUGUUAGUCAGGUGUCCAUCCCAAAAGAACAAUGGCUUGGAGGAAUGGGCUAUGAGUGCCGGGUGGCUCAUAUUUCCUCCAAAGACUACUUCAGUAAACACAUCAGCAAACAUAAUGAUGGAUGCUCCCCUACUGGAAUUUCUACGGUCUACCAAGAUGUUGUAGAAGACCUCAGUGAGUCAGAAGACAUUAGCAAUGUAUGGACCACAGCAUCCACCUUCAUUGCUCUCUUUUUGUUAACAUUGAUCUAUAGUAGCUUUGUCACUUUCAUUAAGGUUAAGUAAGCAGCAAGAAUGAGACAUCCUGUGUCUAUGACAGCCAGACUCUACGUCACUUCCCCUGCAUGGCUGCUAUGAAUGCAGUUUACGAGCUAUGAAUAAACCAUCAAUUGAACCCGUGCCUGAACUGAUUUAUGGAGGAACUGUGCUACACAGCUAGAACUCAGAACUUCCAAAGAGACUUAGGAAACAUAUGCACUCCAAAGUCAGACAUCAUGAUAUCAUGGCACAGAUGUGCUACCUUAUUGAGCAGCUCCCCACUUUCUGUCUAACAAUAAUUGUUCAGCAAGUGCAGCGGAUGGACAUUUGCCUUCUUUUGACAAAAUAUAUAUUUCUAGUUAGUAGCUAAUUAACUUUGUAAUCAUAUUAACAUUGCAGUGAGACCCAGCCUUGGUACAAAUGUUCUUAUGUUAUAAGUCUCAUAAUGUGCCUGAUUCAGAGUUAGGGGUAAAUAAAAAAAAAAGGAGCAAUUUGUAAUGUUGUAUUGUCGGUGCCGCAGAUUUAAAAUGUGCAGAGAAAUUCAGAUUUAGGAAGGGCUGCACCACCAAAACAGCCCCAUGCUAGGCACAGAUUGUACAUCAGAGUAUGGUCCACUUCAGUCACACACUGAUGAAAGUCCUAUAACACAUAAGGCCAUAAGACCGGCCAUUUCUGUAUGCCCGCAUAGCAACCUCCCAUUCACCAACCAGGAACACCCACUACAUUUUUAAAACCAUGCGUCUUAAAUGUAAUUGCGACUCCAUGCGCAAGAACUCUGUAUACAUGCGCAGUGCAAUUUACAGGGGGUCCACACGGAGAGAUGUGGCCCAGAGAUGUGUGCUGAGUAUCCAGAGAUAUGUGCUGAGCGAUCUGUGCUAGAUCGCUCAGCACACAUCUCUGGGACACAUCUUUCCAUGUGUACCCCCCUUAAGUUGCACUGAGCGAGGCCGCGCAUCGCUGUCACUGUGGGCUAUACACAUGAAGCAAUGUGUGCUUAAUUUCUAAGCAAUCUAGUCAGACUGCUUAGAAUUUAGGUAACACAUCUCUACAUGUGUACCCCCCUUUGGACACAAGCAGUAGAAAAUAAUCACUCGAUUGAUUCAGCAGUGCGUCCAACUCAGAAUCAGGCCCUUAAUGUCAUGUAGAAACAGUGUCAGACUGGGGCAUGUAGGGCCCACCGGGGAAAUGCAGUGGUAGGGGCCCAUGUUAGGGGUGUGGCCAGUCUGCAGAGGGGGUGUGGCCUGCCACCUUAUUGGUUUGACUAACCAUUAGAGAGUGCAACUUUUGGGCCCCUUCAUAAAUAUAUACAGUAUAUUUAGCUGCUGCAUGCAUAAUAAUGUACCAGAUUAAUAACAGAUUAAUAACAGCAAUGCACUGUAGAAAAUACACCAUAGUCCAGUAUAAGGUAAGAUAUGUAUAAUGUAUAAUUCAAGUGCACAGUCUGGAACUUGAUCCUUAGAGCAGGAGGUGGGCCCCCAGGCAGUGGUGCCCACCGGUGGUUUCCCCUGUAUCCCUGUGGGCCAGUCCGAGUCUGUGUAGAAACAACUUCCACUUCAACAUGGUUUGUUCCAGGAAUUAAUUGCUUGUAUUUUGUUCCUUUUUAUUUGCUUCUAAUUCAGAAUCAGACCUAAUGUUUCUAGAUGACUAAAACCCCAAGUUAAGGUAAACCCUUUUAUUAAAAAGAAAAGACUGUGCUGUGAUAUGGGGUCUGUUUACAAACGCCUUAGAGAGAGAUAAAAUACCAGCCAAUCAGCUCCUAUUUGUAAUUUUUUCAAACACAUCCUGUAACAUGGCAGUUUGGAUCUGAUUGGUUGGUACUUUAUCUCCAUCCACUUUAUCUCUCUCCAAUGCUUAGUACAUAGACCCCAUCCUUUAUGGUGACCGAUGAUCAGUACUUAUUCUGGAUGAUUCUCACACAUACUGUUAUACGGUUAACUGUUACAUUUGUUUUAUGUACAGCUAUUUCAAUGUUCAUGCUUCAGCUUUCUAAUAAAAGAUUUUUCACUUUCCUAAUUAA
This is a messenger RNA of Pseudophryne corroboree (corroboree frog), 7171 nucleotides long. RefSeq lists its product as uncharacterized. The transcript is spliced from 19 exons. NCBI's taxonomy places the organism in Eukaryota, Metazoa, Chordata, Amphibia, Anura, Myobatrachidae. The record is from RefSeq and is a predicted model, not a curated record. The coding region runs from base 46 to 5181 and encodes 1711 amino acids.